This is a messenger RNA of Boeremia exigua, 2606 nucleotides long. RefSeq lists its product as uncharacterized. NCBI's taxonomy places the organism in Eukaryota, Fungi, Ascomycota, Dothideomycetes, Pleosporales, Didymellaceae. The record is from RefSeq and is a predicted model, not a curated record. The transcript is spliced from 3 exons. The coding region runs from base 211 to 2535 and encodes 774 amino acids.
UACGUCCGGCGUCUGAGACAGCAGAACCUGAACUUUGUUGCUGCCAAAAGAAAGGCAGCCCGCUAGUGGAACGAACGUUUACGCUAACUAGCUGGAGUGGUCCCCUUUACGUUACCGAGUCUCACUCUAUCGCAUCCACGUUUGGCCUGCGCCAUCCCCAUCACUUUUUCAUCUUCGCCUCUUAUUAUCCACCCGGACUCAUGCAUCACCAUGAGUUCCAAAGACAACUUGGCUCUGGAUCUGGAGCACGGCGUGCGACGAUGGGAUAGGCAAAGAUGGAUCAGCGUCUUCAGCAGCCAUUCGCCUACUAUCCGCGAAGUGACUGAAUGCUUGGGGCUGGGCUUGUCCGCAUCCAGCUCAACGACAAACCGCGGCAUCCCCAAAUUCGACAAUCCGGACUAUCGCAAGCUGUCAAGUGAAGUCACAAAGUUGUCGAAAGAGCUGCCCAAGGAAAGAGAUGCAUUGCUCGAUUUUGCUGCAGAUCCACACAGCCUAGAUACCGAGCUUGAAGAACUGCUCGGUUCUUACGGGCCCGCUAUCUGGGGCAGGAAUGCCGAUCGCACCUGUCUCCUCACUCCCGAUUCAACUAAGAAGACCUACAACAAGGAUUUAUUCUACGACAAUGCGGAACACCGAGAAACACUCAAAAUCCACCUGCAUCGAUGGAUCAUCAUCAAAGCAUGCUACUACAUCAGGAACAUGAAGCUUAAAAGGCCUUCUGGUGCCAACGACUACGACACUCUUGCUGAUAUUGACGCUGAAGGUGCUUCUCAGCAUGGAACACCACUAUCACUAUCACCACCGCAGCCUGAUUCGUCAGUUCGCGCUGAUAGCGAGGCCAAAGUUUUUCCUAACUUGAAAAAGCGCAAGAGCUCGGCAUUCCUAGGCGGCGGCUCUAUGUCAGAUGGAGAGGAACAUCCUUCUUCGCCUGCCAAACGGCCGUACAGUACCUUGCCGACAGGAACCAGGAGUGCGAGUCCAAGGAAGUCACUCAAGUCUUAUGGCGCUUCAAGCCCCGGUAGCAUAGAAAAUCUACCACCUCUGCCGGUGCGACCUUUCGAUCAGAACCAUCAUCUUUCGCCAGCGCCAAAUGUUGGUCCCGAAUCUAGCCGCAUCCAACUUGGCCCAAUGUCAAUCAAUGAAGUCAAUGGGAUCUCUGGCCCGCCUACAGCUUCGUCAACUCUUGCUGGGGGAUUCACGGCUGUCAACACAAGCUUCCCCUCGGCCAACACUCCGCCACCACCGCCACCGCCACCAGUCCGAGAGUCCUCACAUGAAAUCUCACGAGCAUCAUCACUUGACUCGAAAAUGACCUCGCCAGCACUAAACCGGGUAGAGCCUCGCACAUACACAAGCCCAUACGAUUCAGCUGCACAGAGCGCUACUUUGCCAUCUACAACUUCUGAUCCUCGAUCUGUCUCUGCACCUACUACGGUGUCGGCUGCUGGUCAGGGAUUCCAACAGAUCAAAUCACCCACCCCUACCAACGGUGUCGUCAGCCGCGAGUCGUCAGUGGCUCGUGCACCAUCUCAAUCCUUGUUUGGCUCUGGACCUGGGCCUCAAGCGACCUCCCAGCAACAGCCGCAAAGCUCACCGCCAAUCCAAGUCAAAUCUCAUGUUGAGAGCCAGUCCCACAAUCGCACACCUUCCAAGACUCAUGUUCAGCUACACCAGCAGCAAGCGCCAGCUCAAACCUCAAGUCGUGCGAAUACACCCAGUAGUAGUCAUCAUGUCGGCCGCUCUAUUGCCCCUCACCCUUCUAGCAGGUCUAGCACGCCAUUCGCGCAAGACGCAAAUGCUCCAUCGAUUAAGUCUCUAAUUCAGCAGAUUGCGCCCGCGCCCGCGCCUGCGCCGAUAGAAUCACAUGCGCCGGUCCACGGCAUGCGAAUUGUGCCUGCGAUAGUGCCGGCUGGUCAUCCUCAAGCUGUGCAGCCUCUUCCACCUGUCGCUCCUCCUGUUCAGCCACCGCAACCAGUUUUGAAAAGCCAGCAUGCCGAGAUCCCUCCUCCGCAUCAACUAAGGCCUGUUGUUCCUGUGGUUGAAUUGCGUUUGCUUCAAUGUGAGGUACUUGCAUUGCUCAUUCAAUACCUGUUUCCAAGGCCAGCAUCACCACCAGACGAGAGAAUCAUCAUCAGCCAGAUCCAAAACCUCUGGUACCUUGGUGAGGCCAUGUUCCGCGCUGAUCUUGGACCCCAUUAUGAGAUCUGCUCCCGCGUCUUGCAGGCUUGGCUGCACGAACGUCAGUCCAUCACAAGUCUCCGCCACUCACUGCUAGUGCAACCUGGAGUCAGCCCAGCAGGGCUCAUGGAUCGCCUCCUUGCUAUGAACGAUCUUCGGGUUAUGCGGUUGAAGUGGAAGAAUAUGAGCCCUCUGGACGGUGCCAGCCCAGAAGACCUGCUUUGCAAGACAUUCGCAGUCAUCUCCAAUACAGAGAACACAGAGCAUCUCUUCAAGGAUGGACUGGACCGGCUCAACAGGGGUGUGUUUGAAUUCCUCCGGAAUGAAGACACAAAAAUCGUCAUGCAAAGGCGAUGAGAAAGUUGUGCAUCUUUUCUCCUUCGAGCGUUUAUCUUUUUGUUUGUCGAUUUCCUUUGUUCUCAAAAGUG